Messenger RNA from Esox lucius (northern pike), 5381 nucleotides. It is a transcript of the gene dgkg, whose product is annotated as diacylglycerol kinase beta. Gene Ontology annotation, molecular function: calcium ion binding; ATP-dependent diacylglycerol kinase activity. The record is from RefSeq and is a predicted model, not a curated record. Gene Ontology annotation, cellular component: plasma membrane. The coding region runs from base 1234 to 3933 and encodes 899 amino acids. The transcript is spliced from 27 exons. NCBI's taxonomy places the organism in Eukaryota, Metazoa, Chordata, Actinopteri, Esociformes, Esocidae. Gene Ontology annotation, biological process: intracellular signal transduction; diacylglycerol metabolic process; lipid phosphorylation.
AACAAGAGGGGGAGAGAGAGACAGAGAGACAGAGAGACAGAGAGGCUGAUAGAGGGAGCCUGAACAGUUCUAUGUAAACAGGCUGUCAGAAAAUAAAGUGCAGGGGCAUUUUGAGGCUGGGAAAAGGAUCGCAUAGGUACUGCAAAGCAACACACACUAGGACAGAGAGAGUGAGAGAGGAGAGAGGGAUGACACAGAAGCACCGGGGCCAGUGAGAAAAAGAGAGAACGCUUAACAGCAACAGAGGGAAAGAGUGAGGGAGGUGGCUAAACAGCGGCAAAUGAACGAGGCAAGAGUGAGAGGAAAUUAAUGAAUUCAGCGUAGAUGAGAGGAAGGGAUGUUUCUGUGUCUGCCAGGACUCCAGUGUCUCCUCUGUGCCUCUCUGUGUAGCUGGAGCUCUGCUCUUUUUAGCUGCAAACGUUAGUGCUUUGAGGGGCUGCUCGUUGCCCUGUUAUGAGGAACGGGAGAACACAUGUCUGGCCGGCUUGAAACGGGCUGCCUGUCAACCAACACUGUGAAGGAGGGAACAUACACAGCAGCCCUGAUGGGAUGGGAAGAGAUGCAGCUAAUCUGCUGAGGAACCCUGUUUGGACUAACCUGCUGAGGGACUCUGUGUGGACUAACCUGCUGAAGGACCCUGUGUGGACUAACCUGCUGAAGGACCCUGUGUGGACUAACCUGCUGAAGGACCCUGUGUGGACUAACCUGCUGAAGGACCCUGUGUUGACUAACCUGCUGAGGGACCCUGUGUGGACUUAUCCUGUUGAGGGACCCUGUGUGGACAAACCUGCUGAGGGACCCUGUGUUGACUAAGCUGCUGAGGGACCCUGUGUUGACUAACCUGCUGAGGGACCCUGUGUUGACUAACCUGCUGAGGGACCCUGUGUGGACUAACCUGCUGAGGGACCCUGUGUGGGUUGUCAGUGGCAGUGUCAGUUCCCGUCAGAGACACCUUGUUUCUGUUUCUCAGAAAGACUUAGAGACCUACCUCUAGCUGGACCUUCAUAUCCCAUACUGCCCACCUUGAUCCACCACCCUCCACCACAGCACCUCUGGUGCCUGUUACCACCACCACCACUCACAGGGACGGAUCUGGGAUGACACCAUGACAAUUAUUAAUCUCCUCAGCUACACCUCACUUGUCAUCACGAACGCCGCCCAGAGAUAACCAGCACUAGAACGUGCCUACGCUCAGAGAUAAAUCCACACAACCUGACCCCUGUUGACAUCAUCAUGGGAGACGGAGUCGGGAGCUGGGAGUGUCUGAGUCCGUCUGAGUUUGGUCAGUUGCAGCAGUACAGCGAGUAUUCCACCAAGAAACUGAAGGAUGUCCUGGAGGAGUUUCACGGUGAAGGGGUCCUCUCCAAGUACAACCCUGAGCAGAAGCAAGAUGUUCUCAACCAACCCAUCGACUACGAGGGUUUCCAGCUCUUCAUGGCCACCUACCUGGAGAACGACAUCCCAGAGGAGCUCUGUCAGCACCUGUUCACCUCCUUCAAGAGCAAGACAGGGGGCUGCUCUCCUGAAGUGCCCCGUGCUGAAGCUGGACUUCUGGAGCCGCGUUCCAUUGAUGCAGGCAUCUCAAUACAGACUGAAGUGGCCUGUGCCCCCAUAACAGGAAUGAAUGGAAAGAGCAUCCUUACAACCAUGGCUAGACACACGCCGGAACAUUCCUCCAUGACAGCCACGUGUUCAGGGCCCGCGUCCACCUCUCCCUGCUCCUCCCGUUCCUCCUCACAGCGCUCUGGGACGGGGACCCAGACUCCCGGGAGUUCCCACUGCUCACAUGCCUGCAACCAGGCCAACACGUCCUCAGCCGGCGGCCGUAACGCCUUGACCCCCAAGCCGGCCAGGUCCCGGGAGUCCCCCUGCCUCUCCCCAGAGACGAUCAAAGCGGAGAAGCAGCGGAGCCCCAUGCCACAGAAGGGCUCCUCCCCCAUACCGUCGCCUCAGGUGGUGUUUCUGAAGGACAUCGUGUGUUACUUGUCCCUGCUGGAGAGGGGAACCCCGGAGGACAAGCUGGAGUUUAUGUUCAGGCUGUACGACACAGAUGGCAAUGGAGUUCUGGACAGCUCGGAACUGGAUCGCAUUAUAAAUCAGAUGGUCCAUGUGGCAGAAUACCUGGAAUGGGAUUCAACAGAGCUACGACCGAUCCUGAAGGAGAUGAUGGAAGAGAUAGACUACGACCGAGAUGGAACAGUCACUCUAGAGGAGUGGAUCAGAGGGGGUCUCACCACCAUCCCCCUGCUGGUCCUACUGGGCAUGGAGACGAAUAUGCAGGAGGACGGGCAGCAUGUGUGGAAACUGAAACACUUCAACAAGCCGGCCUAUUGUAACUACUGCCACACCAUGCUGCUGGGAGUCCGUAAGCAAGGCCUCUGCUGUUCCAUAUGCAAGUAUACGGUCCAUGAGCGCUGUGUGUCCAAAGACAUCACUGCAUGCAUCAGCACCUACGCCAAAUCCCGCAGACAUACAAAUGCUAUGCAGCACGUGUGGAUGGAAGGAAACUCUCCCACUAAGUGCGACCGCUGUCACAGAAGUAUCAAGUGCUACCAGGGUUUAACAGGUCUCCACUGUGUAUGGUGUCAGAUAACUCUCCACAAUAAGUGUGCAUCUAACGUGAAGCCUGAGUGUGAUGGAGGAGCCCUGAAAGACCACACCCUGCUCCCCUCCUACAUCUGCCCUGUUGUCUUGGACCGUCAUUCCUUAGUGAAGCGUGAUGAAGGGGAUUCCCCAGCCAGCACCAGCCCCGACCAUCAGAGUCAGAGCUUUAAAUUCACGGGAGACGGACAAGCGCUGCAGAUCACUCCGCUCCCAGGGACACAUCCUCUCCUCGUCCUGGUCAACCCAAAGAGUGGCGGGAGACAGGGGGAGCGGGUGUUAAGAAAGUUCCAGUACCUGCUAAACCCCAGACAGGUCUACAGUCUGGACCGAGGUGGACCUAUGGUGGGGUUAAACUUUUUUCAUGAUGUCCCUGACUUCCGGGUUUUGGCGUGUGGAGGUGAUGGAACGGUUGGAUGGAUCUUAGACUGUAUUGACAAGGCCAACUUUCCCAGGGACCCACCGGUGGCCAUUCUCCCGCUGGGCACAGGAAACGACCUAGCAAGAUGCCUACGCUGGGGUGGAGGUUACGAGGGAGGCAGUCUGCUGAAGUUCCUUCGGGACAUAGAACACAGCACAGAGAUGUUCCUGGACCGAUGGAACAUUGACAUCGUACCUGUGGACAAGGAAGAGAAGGGAGACCCAGUCCCCAACAGCAUCGUUAACAACUACUUCUCUAUCGGAGUGGACGCCUCCAUCGCUCACCGCUUCCACUUGAUGAGAGAAAAGCACCCAGAGAAAUUCAAUAGCAGAAUGAAGAACAAGCUGUGGUACUUUGAGUUUGGCACCACUGAGACCAUCUCUGCCACGUGCAAGAAACUCAACGAAUGUAUUGAAGUUGAGUGUGAUGGCAUCAUCUUGGACCUCAGCAGCACGUCUUUGGAAGGCAUCGCCGUCCUUAACAUACCCAGCAUGCACGGCGGCUCCAACCUGUGGGGCGAGACCAAGAAGCGCCGGAACUACAACCGCAUGAGCAAGAAGGUGCCGGACCGGAUCUGUGCCAGUACCAUUACAGAUUUAAAGGAGCUCAAAUUCUGUGUUCAGGACCUGAGUGACCAGCUGUUAGAGGUGGUGGGUCUAGAGGGGGCCAUGGAGAUGGGGAAGAUCUACUCAGGCCUGAAGAGUGCUGGCCGCAGACUGGCCCAAUGCUCCAACGUCACCAUCAGGACAUCCCGGCUACUGCCCAUGCAGAUAGACGGGGAGCCAUGGAUGCAGCCACCGUGCACGAUAAAGAUCACACAUAAGAACCAGGUUCCCAUGCUACUGGGCCCACCUCAGAAGACCCCCUUUUUCCUCUUCAAAAGACGCAACCGAAGUAAGGACUAUGAGUGAGGAAGACAGCAAAACCCCCCCCCCCCACACUUCACACACACUCUUCACCAGUGGCUCCACCAAAACCAGCUGAGGACUCGUUAAUUGUUCCCCAUGUGGAGGAACUGUACCUGGGGGAUAGGAGGUGUGGUGGAGAGGUUCGUGGGGAACAUCACGAUGUGGAUCCUUUGCAGAACCACUCAACAGGUCCGGAAGACGAAGUCAUUGCCCCUUGGACCUAAAGUAACACUUCAAAAUGAACUGACUUCUCAGUGUAAUGACCACUUCCUGUGUACCAAUUUUCUAGCUUAUAUAGAACUUUAUUCAAACUUUGACCCUGCCACUGGCCCACUAGCUCAGCCCCUUUUCCAGUCCCAGACCCGCCAGUACUGCCACGAUGCCUUGGCAAAACAAAGUGCCAGCCUGCACAUAGGUUUAUCUAGGGAUGCUGCCAAGGUCCUCAGAGGAGUAGAGACAAGGAGUGAUAAAGAAGAACCUGCUGAAAUAGGUUGGAAGGGGAGACAAGCAGAUGAGCAGAGAAGAGCGUAGAAGGGAAGGAGCGAGGAAUGGGAUGAUUAAGACACAGCAGAUAAAAGUAGCAUGUUUGUGUGUGUUCUCCUCUCUCUUUGAGGAACCCGUUGAAUAAUGGAUCAGAGCUUGUAGAGUGUUCGCUUCCGCGUCUCUCCACGGCACCAGACCACUGCACUGCCUAAGAGAUGAAACGGAAAGAGAUCAUCUAUUAUUGACUUCUUCGUUUACGCUUGACGGUGGCCGCAAGGCAAAACACACAGUAUAACAGUGGCCUGGGAAGGAUGGGAAACUCAAACUAACACGCAGGGAUUUCAGACCACUACAAGCGUCUUUAGAUGUAAUAGCCAUAGCUGAUCUGAUGCUAGGCCUUGGGGCAAACAGAUGCUAAGGAUGGGUGUUCUUUCUGUUGUUGAGGGUUAGAUGCUGUAGACUGGCCAUCAUCUUAGUAAGUGUAUGAAACUAAAUCUGACUGUCACACAGGCCCUUGACUCAGCCUGACAUACUACAGAUGGCAAGGCCAUUGGUCCUACCAGCCAGACCCGUAGAUCAGUGGAACAGAGCCCAGUGUGCAAGGAACAUUAAAUAUCUUUGAGUGAACAUUGGACCUUACACUGGAUGUAUCCCUGUGAAGAGAAGUGUAGGCCACUAGGACAGCUAUAGGUUAAAGAAAGAAGCCAUGUGUACAGUAUUGGAAAGACUGAAGGAGUUUGGGGAAUUAUUACAGGGGUCUCCAACAGGUCGAUUGCAUUUUACUCGUAGCUACUCGUAACUAUUGCUAGUUAGAUGAUUAGCUUAUGAAACAGUUAAGGUAAAUACAGUUUUUAUGUUUCUUUCAUGAAAACAUAAGACUUUUUAGACUCUAAACUACUGUCUAAUCAACAUUAUUAGUAUCCCUUUUAAGACAUUGUUGGUUUAAAAAUAAAAAAUCUGGCAGUUGA